CCAGGGUCCAUCUAGCCCAGUAUCCAGUCUGCUCUGCUCUGUGCCUCAGUUUCCCAUCUCGAAAAGGGGGAUAAUGCUACAAACCUCUUUUGUAAAGUGCUUUGAGAGCUACUGAUUGAAGAUGUUAAUAAGAGGCUUCUCCGAGGAAGAGGAGGCUCAGAAAGACAAAAAAGAAAGCGAAAGGUAAGCAGCCCCUCACCCCACAGCUGCGGUGGCAGACUCAGGCCCCAUGCAAAGCAGAGAAAUAGGGUCUAUUCCCCCACCUGCCUCCCCUCUUCCUGCGAAGGCACAGUCGUGCCCAGAGCCGUGCGGUGGCACUGGCUGGGGCUCCAUUCACAGGCUGCCUCUGAAAUCUGGGGCAGAGGGUGCCCAAGCAGCUCAAUGUCUCCUUUAUGUCUCACUUCUGGCAGCUUUUGGACGCUGUGUGCAAGAGUUGGAGGAGGCUGGUGCAUCCCCAGAGACGUGCUGCCCUGUGCCCCUGGAGAAGCUCCCCUUGGCUCAGCGCCUCAGGCUCGUUGAGAGGAGGCUACAGUACGUGGGCAGACACCUGGAUGCAGUUCUGAUACCAUCGAGUGUGGCGACAGCCACGAUGAGCCAGUUCUCCUAUUCCGCUAUGGAAUCCACCACCUCUGCCCUCUGGAGUUCCAGCUCUUUUUCCCUGAGAGAAGCCGCCAUCAUUCAGUCGGAGCCCCUCUGCCACACAGGGGAGAUCAUGCCUGUCGCGAGCUGGGAAGGAUCCACUCAUCCCAUCCAAGCCCAGCCUCUCUCCAGGCCUCCUGCCCACAGCAGACGAGACCGGGGAGAGCAGACCAUGGGUCUGGACCAGACUUCAGUCCAUAGCUCAGACUUCAACAUCCGGCAGAAGCAUCUGCAGAGGCGACUGGGGGCUCCACAAACCCCCAUCCCGGGGGAGCCAUUGCUGGGUGAGGGGGACACCAAGCAGCAAUUGGAAGUAGACCCAGAUCCGCCCAAAUGUGGAUUUCCAGCAAAGGUCCCGGAGACCUUCAGAUCCAACACCAGCCCUCAGCGUGCACAGGAGAUCCAGGAGCCAUGUGUCUGCCCCUGGGGACCCCUGCCCCAAAAGGCCCACAGGAUCAUGGCAUCUUCUGAUGCCAUCCUGGCCACGCUUGUGCCCACAGCGGUGGUCAAGCUGCAGGAUCACGUGGCUCAGAAAUGCUGGCAGAUCCAAACGAAGGCCUUUCCUAAGAUGGUGCGAGAGUCGCACAGAGAUGCUCCCCUCCGGAGAGAGACUGCCCUGCCUGGGCCACUCCACCAGCGUAGGGAGCCAGGCAAGCACAGGACAGUGGCAUUCCCAAUGAUGGGACAACAGCCUGCCCACCCCAUCAAACUCCACAUAAGGCAUCAGCAUCCGGUCAUGCAGAGGGGGCUGCUCACCCUGGACCCAGAGCCCCUGGCAAAGCUGCCUCACACCGUCCCAGCCAGGGGAGCCCGUGUGGAGUUCAGGGAGAUGGAGACCGAUUUCCUGCAGACGGGGAGGCGAAGCACAAGCUCCUGUUCUUCCACACGUCCUCCAACGCCAGUGGAAGAUAUCACCAUGGAGACGGGCAGGAAUGAUGGCGCGGCAGGAAAGCAGACUAACCCACAGCGCUGCACUCUGCCAGCAGGGGUUGGUCUGACAUCGCCACCUCCAGGAACCACAGUAGCAGAGAAGACACUCGCAGCGACACUCCAAAUGUAUAGGAGCGAGUUGAGAAAGCCCCUUACCAGUGUGAGCGGCACCAAAGGGACUGAAGAGAAGCUGGAGCUGCACAUGGAGAGGAAGGUUCUCUUGGGAGAAGGCUCCUGCCUGCAGCCAGGGGCACAAGCAGGUGAGAGCAGGGCAGAUCCUCCCAGGACCCAAUGGCACCAGGUUGCCCCAGAGGCACCAGGCUCUGAGCAGCUAACAAGAUCCACCCUUGACUCUCUCCUUGCUGGGCAGGCUGCACACGACCUGCAGAUCAAGCAGCUGACGGAAAUGUUGAGCAGCUCCCGCCCCUUGGCGGGCCAGGUCUCAGUUUGCCAGCAGUGCCGCAAGGCAUAUCCAGGAAAGAGGAAGGGUGAGAAAACUCCAAAGGAGACAUUUGCUGAGCUUCAUGGUGUUCGAGACAUCAUGCAUUCACAUGGGUUCAAUGGAACUGUGAAUUCAAAGCUCUCCAGGGACCAGCCACCAAUCAGAGUCUGCGAGAAGUGUGGUAAGCAUCGACAAAAGAGACCAGCUGGCUCUGCAGGUGCUGACUUGCCGGGAAGAUCCCAUGGAAUUCCACAGCGAUGGACUCCAGGAUACUCCUCAGCAUCAUCCAACCGCAAUAAGAUGCCAGUGCUGUGGCUCCUUCCAGCAGACAAGAGCAAGACGCAGGAUGGAAUGGGGAAAUGGGCUCCCCGCAAGCAACCAAAGAUGGUGUCCAUUGCAACGAGUACAACAGGGCUUUUGCAAGCUGGGGAGAAAGCAAGUUGGAGUCCUGACGGUUCUCCCUCAAAGUCACCAAAGGCCUCCAGAGCUAGGACACCAUCCCCUUCAAGGAGCAAAGUUCUCCAAAAGAUGUUCAUGUGCCUGAAGCAAACCUUCAGCAAGCUGCAACACAAAGUGAAGUCCCGAAUGUCCAAGGACCCUCGAUCCAGAACACCUGACACUAAAUUUACAAAGCCACCCUUUUGGAAGGCAAUGGCCUCCAAGGGUGUCCGGUUUCCAUACUACUGAAUAUCACACUGCCAGCAUGCCCAAUACUAGAAAAGGCCCACAAAUUCCAACCUCUCCCUAUCAUCCAGUGGGCCCGGUAAGCAUGGGCUAAAGUGGCUGAGAAGAAUGGCUUGUUGUCCUGGGACACAGAGACUGAUAUAUAAGUGUCUCUCCUUGGGGUAUGACAUUUAAACCGAGAUUCCAAGAUGAAGGGGGGCCUGGGAGCUUGGAUGAGAUUGAGCGUUCAAGAAUCAAUCCUUCCUUCAAGAAGAGCUGACACUAAAUUUACAAAGCCACCCUUUUGGAAGGCAAGGGCCUCAAAGUGUGUCCAGUAGUACUAUUAGGGCCCUACCAUCAAUCAAACACAAACCGGCCCUUUGACUCCUAAAACCCCGCCCCUUGACCCCUUAAACCCCGCCCACCUAUCACCAGAAGUCCCACCCACAGGGUAUUACUUCCAGGGUCAAGGAGGACACAUGACCGGAAGCAAAGUAUGUCAUGUGACCCCUCUAAGAACUCCUCCCACUGCCCUCUACCAAUCAGGAGAGGUUUCGCCCUCAUAGGCCUACCCGGAGAGGGGAUUUGACCAAUCAGGGGUGUUCCAGGGUGGGGUAACCCAUCCGGAUGUGGCUCGUGUGACCCCUCUAAGAACUCCUCCCACUGCACUCUACCCAUCGCGAUGGGUUUUGGCCGCAUAGGACCAACCUGAGAGCAGAUUUGACCAAUCGGUGGUGUUCCGGGACGGGGUGACCUGUCCAGAUGAGGGUCGUGUGACCCUUCUAAGAACUCCUCCCAGCGCCCUCUGCCAGUCAGAGCGCAACACUAUCACCCCAUAAGUCCCAGCACCAGGGCAGAAGAGGCCAUCUUUUACCAAGGACGCGUGCUUUAGAAAUCGUGGAAGCAUGGACUCCUUCACCACCCCGUGAGUACUUUGGACUUUGUGUUAGCCCCGAGGGCCUUUGGACUUGUGUGGAGAAAGCGCUACAUGAGCGACAGUUCCCACAAGGGACCUUUGACUCAGCCAUUGAUGGAUACGCUGGAACCCGAAACCCAAACUCUCGUGAGGCACACCGAUGAGUGUGAUGGCCUCUCAUUUUCCACCCCCCUAGAGGUGGAAGGUGAACGCAGAUCAGGGGAAUCAUCGGAGGACAAGGUGAACGGAAAAGACAUUGCUCAGCUUGACGAUGCCUUUCUAGAGGACCCAGAGGCCCUGGACAGCAUUGCAUCAAGCAGCGAAGAUGAACCGGGCUCUCCUUGUUUUUGCUCAAUGCCGGUACAAAUUGUUGAAGAGGACUCCAAGGAUGACGGCUAUGAGGAGCUUAGGAGACUUGGCAUGGAACUAACUGAGCCAAGGCCACGUCGUGAGCGUAAAGAAGUCAUGCAGACUAUUGUACGUGUUGCUGUUUAUGCUGUCCUUAAUCAGUGCCUUAGGGAAAAGCUUUUUGAAGAUUGUGAGGGCUGUGUCAUAGAUGCGGCAGCCCAACGGCACCAUGACUGUGUGACUUGGACUUCAGUAGAUCUAAACUUCAAGCCCCGGUGCCUGUGUGCUGAGUUAUAUUUGGAAAACUUAUUAAACACUGUUCUUGCCAUAGGUUACGCUCCGCAAUGUCUGUGCCUACCCAAGAACAUUUAGCGUAAGGGGUGACCUUGAUAAAUGCAAUUUAGUGCAGACCCUGGCCGUGUUUUAAAGAAAAUGACCAAACCGGAAGAUGCCUGUGUCGCAUUCUUGACUUGAACUGGGACCGUAUAGAAUAUGAUUGCAACCAAGGUCCUGUAGUGGCACCAAAUCUUUUGUAAAGGGGGUCAUAUAAGGGGUCUAAGACCAGGUUAUGGGUUGCUGGUUAUGA
This is a messenger RNA of Mauremys reevesii (Reeves's turtle), 4524 nucleotides long. RefSeq lists its product as uncharacterized. Bases 230 to 2698 code for a protein of 822 amino acids. The transcript has 5 exons. NCBI's taxonomy places the organism in Eukaryota, Metazoa, Chordata, Testudines, Geoemydidae. The record is from RefSeq and is a predicted model, not a curated record.